ACCGAACCUUCCCUUCACCUUCUCACACACAAGCAUAACCAUUAGCCUCUCUUUGUCUCUUCAACUUCCAAACAUGACAAAAGUUGCAAAACUAACAAAACUCAAGUCAGUGCUGAAGAAAUGGAACACCUUCGCCUAUUACAACAACAAGCACAACCGCUCUGACAUCAGAGCGGUUGUGAACGAGGACGAGUCGUGUGCGUUAUCAGAACAAGACCUUCGUCCCGUGUUUGUUGGAAAGACGAGGCGUAGGUACCUUGUUAACUCCGAUGUUGUUGGACAUCCGCUGUUUCAGGAGCUUGUGGACAGGUCUCGCAGCUCGAUCGAGGUAAACAAUGACGAUGAUGAUACCGUUAAUGUGGCUUGUGAAGUUGUCUUGUUUGAACAUAUGUUGUGGAUGAUCGAGAAUACUGAUCCUCAACCGGAAUCUUUGGAUGAACUCGUUGAUUAUUACAGUUGCUAGGUGUGUGGUGGUUGCAUUUGUUUGUAACAAUUUUAAAGCAAACGAUCUUGCUUGAUGGUGAUGAAAAUAUCAUCCCGUGUAUAUUUUUAAUGCAUGAUGAUUGAUAGUGAUUGUAUUCUAUGUAACUGGGUAUAAACAUAUAAGAUUAAUCAGAGAUUGAUCAUUGAUCAUUAAGUAUUGUUUUGCGGGUUUACCAUGAUAUUAAUAUUUAUUUUUACU
Vicia villosa (hairy vetch) is the source of this 682-nucleotide messenger RNA. Its product is annotated as auxin-responsive protein SAUR78-like. Gene Ontology annotation, biological process: response to auxin. NCBI's taxonomy places the organism in Eukaryota, Viridiplantae, Streptophyta, Magnoliopsida, Fabales, Fabaceae. The record is from RefSeq and is a predicted model, not a curated record. Bases 74 to 463 code for a protein of 129 amino acids. The transcript has a single exon.